AUGGGUGUCAGGUUGGUACCGAUGCUCAAAGGUGCCACAGCCUCAGAGAUCAUGGUCGAGGAGGACUGGUGUCAAACGUCGCGUGAACUUGCCUUUCGGUUCACUUCAUCGCAACCCUCCAAAGGAGCCAAGAAGUUGUUCUUGAUUCCUUUCGACCUGUUUUCGAACGGUUCGAAGGGUUUUGAGAAUAACGCACCGACUCCGGCAAACUGGAUUUUGAAGCACGAUGUCUUCCCGGCUGCGUAUCGGAACGCGGUCAGCCAGGAGACCAGCACCAAGGUAGAAGGCGACGUCAAGCUACCUGAGCCCCACGCACACGCACGGGAAGAGCACGAGGAGACGCACGAAUCCUUCACCGCCACCGUCCACCAGCACCAGCAGCAGCCGCCGCCGGUCCACGAGACUCACGUCAAGGAGGAGAUUCGCAUCGUCGAGGAAGAGCGCCGCCGCCCGCAGCCCCCGCCGCAGCGUGAAGAGGUCCAUAUCCACGAGGAGACGCACUACCGCCAGCCCGAGCGCGCGCAGCACUUUGACCGUCAGUCGCACGCCCAGUACGAGUCGCGCCAGCCCGAGCGCUUCCCGCCCCAACCUUCUCACUCCCACACCCACAUCGACAUCAAGGACAGCACCUACGACAGGCACUUCAACACUGUCCACGGCCCUGCCACCGACUCCGCCCCCACACAGAUCGACGUUACCGAGCGUCAGUUCCGUGAACGCACCCGCCCCAUUGUUGAGGACUCCCGUUACACGCGCGAGACCUUCACUGCCAAGCACCAGGACACCGUCGACCGACGCUAUCCUGAGGUUCGAGUAGAGUCAUCUGCCCGUUCCACCGCGCCCCCCUCCAAGCACCACCGCCUUUCUAUGGGAUAUUACGACAACGAAGGUCAAUACCAUUCGUUCCGUGACGCCGCCCACUCCGCUGCACACAAGGUCGCCCACAAGGUCGCCGAACGCGUAGCCCACCCCAUCCACCCCCACCGCCACCACCACCACCACUCCGACUCGUUCGCCGGCGGCAAGUACUCCGACGACAAGGAAGAGAUCAUCGUCAAGGAGAAGUACUCAUCCAGUGCUCCUUCCCACGUCUCUGCCGCUCCCUCGCACGCAGCUCACUCUCACGUGUCUGUCGCAUCUGCUCCCGCUCCUUCGCGCGUAGCACACUCCCGCGUCUCGCACUCUCACGUGUCUGCCGCCCCCGCCCCUCUCCCCAGCCGCCCCGUCUCGUCCGGAGCUCCUGUCCAGAGGUCCCGCCCCGCAUCCACUCCCUACGUCCCCACUCCUUACGUUCCCGCCGCCCCCGCGACCGCACGCAAGAUGGCUUCCGCCAACACCAUCACCGUCCCUUGCCACCACAUCCGCAUCGGCGAUCUCCUGAUCCUUCAGGGCCGCCCCUGCCAGGUCAUCCGCAUCACCACCUCGUCGCAGACUGGCCAGCACCGCUACCUCGGUGUUGACCUGUUCACCAAGCAGCUGCACGAGGAGUCCAGCUUCAUCUCUAACCCCGCCCCGUCGGUCGUUGUCCAGAACAUGCUCGGCCCUGUCUUCAAGCAGUACCGCGUUCUCGACAUCCGUGAAGACGGUCGCGUUGUUGCCAUGACCGAGACUGGUGACGUUAAGCAGGGUCUCCCUGUCCUUGACCAGAGCGGUCUCGCUUCGCGCCUUGCCGAGUCCUUCGACAACGGCCGCGGCUCCGUCCGUAUCCUCGUCAUCAACGACGAUGGUCUCGAGAUGGCUGUCGACUACAAGGUCGUCCACGGCUCCAGGCUGUAA
This is a messenger RNA of Boeremia exigua, 1776 nucleotides long. RefSeq lists its product as uncharacterized. Gene Ontology annotation, biological process: positive regulation of translational elongation; positive regulation of translational termination. Bases 1 to 1776 code for a protein of 591 amino acids. Lineage: Eukaryota; Fungi; Ascomycota; Dothideomycetes; Pleosporales; Didymellaceae. Gene Ontology annotation, molecular function: translation elongation factor activity; ribosome binding; RNA binding. The transcript is spliced from 4 exons. The record is from RefSeq and is a predicted model, not a curated record.